Molecule: messenger RNA, 7054 nt
Organism: Pipra filicauda (Wire-tailed manakin)
Lineage: Eukaryota; Metazoa; Chordata; Aves; Passeriformes; Pipridae
Product: neurogenic locus notch homolog protein 1-like
Exons: 34
Coding region: 62-5344 (1760 amino acids)
Source: RefSeq, a predicted model, not a curated record
UGCCCUGAAAGACCACCCAGGUGAUCUCCAAGAGAACAUCUCCCAUGGUGUGGUCAAACCAAUGGAAUGUCCAGCAGGGUAUUACUGCCUGCCAGGAACAAAGGCUGCCCACCAGUACCCGUGUCCAGAGGGCACCUACAGCAACCAGACUGGCCUGGGAAACCCCAGGGACUGCAAGCCUUGUCCUGGAGGCACCUUCUGUGCCAGUGCAGGACUCUCAGCCCCGAGUGGUCCCUGUUCUCCCGGGUAUUACUGCGCUUCCAAGGCCCGUGUGCCCAACCCUGGGAGGGAUGGGACGGGCAGCCUGUGCCCAGCAGGGCAUUACUGCCCCCCAGGCAGCAGCAAACCCCAGCCCUGUCCCACUGGCACGGUUCUGCCUCAGGCUGGGAUGGUUUUCCGGAAUUCCUGUCUGCCCUGCCCUGCAGGGAGGUUCUGCCAAGGAGAAGGCCUGGCUGCAGUUUCUGGAACGUGUUAUGCUGGGUAUUUCUGUGACCUUGGAUCCACUCAGCCAGAUCACAGGCACUGCCCUCCUGGCUUCUACUGCCCCGAAGGCUCGGAAUUCCCAGUCCCCUGCAGCCCUGGAAGCUUCAGCUCUGGCAGUGGAAAAUGGCACUCAGCAGAGUGCCAGCUCUGCCCAGCUGGGUACUCCUGCAGUGGUCCUGGAGCACACACUCCUGAGCUGUGCCCUGCUGGGCACUUCUGUCUGCCAGGGACCAACCUCAGCACACAACAUCCGUGUCCAAAGGGCACCUUUGGCCCCAGGACUGGUGCCACUCGUGAGUCUGACUGUGAGCCCUGCCCAGCAGGCAUGUAUUGCUCAGCCCCAGGUCUGUCCCAGCCCUCUGGAUUUUGCUAUCCAGGUUAUCACUGUGCCAAGGGAGCUGUCAGCCCAGCCCCCUUCAAACACAGGGUGGAAUCCUCCAGCCUGGCUCUGCCUGGCAAUGACAUCUGUCCCACGGGACAUUUCUGCCCCAGGGGCACGGGGUACCCUGUGCCGUGUCCUCCUGGAUCCUUCUCCCCCUCGGUGGGCCUGGAGGCAGAGGAGCAGUGCCAGCCCUGCCCAGCUGGGCACUACUGCAGUGGCACGGGGCUGUCUGAGCUGGCCCAGACCUCGCUGUGUGACCCAGGGUAUGUUUGCCUGGAAGGAAACUCUGCUCCCUGCCCUUCUGAUGGGAUCCAUGGGUACAGAUGUCCCAGAGGCUUCUACUGCCCCGCGGGCACCGGGCUGGAGCUGCCGUGUGAGCCUGGCACCUUCAGCCCCGUGCCCGGGGCAGGGACCUGCCUGCCCUGCCCGCCUGGAAUGGCCUGUGCAAGUGCUGCCACUGUGGAGCCCCUCACCUGCCCCAGAGGUUACUACUGCCCAGCUGGAACUGCUGCCCCACUGCCAUGUCCCGAGGGGACACUGAACACCUUGGAGGGGGCACUGGCCCCCACUGCCUGCAGGCUGUGCCCAGUGGGGAGGUACUGCAGGGGAGAGGCCAACUGGGAACCCGAUGGUCUGUGCUCAGCUGGGUACUACUGUGCAGGAGGAGCCACUGAUGCCACUCCACGUGGGACACCUGCCUUCCCUCUCAGUGGGCCCUGCCCACCCGGGCACUACUGCCCAGAGGGAACCCAUUUCCCCGUUGCCUGCCCAGCUGGGACCCUGAACAAUGCCACGGGUGGUGCCUCCCCCCAGAGCUGUGUGCCCUGCUACCCCGGCUCCUUCUGUGCUGCUGCUGGGCUGAGUUCUCCAACAGGACCUUGUUCUGAGGGCUUUUACUGCCCAGCAAACUCCAGCUCUGUCAGCCCCACAGCGUUGCUCUGCCCCAAGGGUCACUUCUGCCUGUCAGGGACAGCCCAGCCAACACCAUGCCCUGCUGGAGAGUACCAGCCAGCCACAGGCUCUGCAUCCUGCAUCCCCUGCCAGAGAGGGUUCUACUGCCAGGACCUGGUGACAGGAGACCCCAAGCGCUGCCCACCUCAUUCGUACUGUCCCACAGGCACACGAGUUCCUCUCACGUGUCCUGAGGGCACCUUCACUCCUGGAAACAUGACUGGCCUCUGGAAUGAGAAGGAAUGUCUGCCUUGCUUACCUGGUCACUACUGCAGGCACGGGCAGCUGGAGGGGAAAUGUGCUGCUGGAUACUUCUGCCUGGCUGGGAGCUCCCAGGCUGCUCCCCAGGGCCACAGCUUCUCCUGGCGCUUCCUGGCCGGGUGUCGCUGGGGCCAAGUGUGUGCAGGGCUGUGUCCUGCAGGUUUCUACUGCCUGGAGGGAUCUGAGGUGCCCAUACCAUGUCCUGCCAACACCCUUAGAGAUCUUCCAGGGGCUGUGAGGAGGGAGGAUUGCCUGCCCUGUCCACCGGGACGCUGGUGCAAAGCAGGGGACUCAGAGGCCCACCCGUGCCCAUCAGGACACUACUGUCCUGGGGGCAAUGGCAGUGAGCAGGGCAGCCCCCUGGCACCCCAGCAGUGCCCUCCCCAGACGUUCCGUGGGCAGCCGGGGGCUCGGAGCCUGUCUGACUGCCAGCCCUGCCCUCCAGGGUACCACUGCCCCCUGCCAGGUCUGGCAAGGUUUGAGGAUUAUCCAUGCCCCCCUGGGUACUGGUGCCCUGGUAAAGGGGACACUUUCCUUUGUCCAGCUGGCACUGCCAGGACCCAGCCUGGUGCAAAGUCACUGGAAGAGUGUGAUCCCUGCUCACCUGGAUAUUAUUGCCCAGACCCAGCACAGACAGGGCUGCCCAACACCCAAGGAGUACCUUGCAAACCUGGCUACGAAUGCCCAGCAGGUUCAGUAAAUCCCAAGCCUUGCAGGCCUGGCCUGUACUGUGGUGCUCUCACAGGUGAGCCCUCUGUCUGUCCUGCUGGGUACCACUGCCCUGAAGGAUCCUCCACAUACAACAACCCUGAGCAACUGUGUGUGUUUCCAUACUACUGCCCCCCUGGCAGUGCCCACCCAGUGCCAUGUGAAGGAGGGUCCAUGGCCCUGCCCCUGCCUGGUCUGAGGGACUCCUUGGAGAAGUUCUGCAGGGUCUGUGCUGCAGGGACCUACCGCAGUGCCCCCCUGCUCACAGCCCCCUGCCAGCCCUGCCCCGCUGGCUUCCUCUGCCCACCAGGCAGUGAGAGCUACCACCAGCAACCUUGUCCCCGUGGCCACUACUGCCCUUCCCUGGCACCUGCCCCCCUGCCCUGUCCCCCGGGGACCCACGGGAGCAGCCACUUUGGGAAGCACAGAGGGGAUUGCCAACCCUGUCCUGCUGGCACCUUCAACCACCUCCCUGCCCAGGCUGCCUGUUUCCCCUGUGGCAGCUCCUCUUCCUCUCAGCCUGGUGCUACCAGCUGUACCUGCCAUGGGCUGAACAGGGCUUUCCAGCAGUCAGAUGCCUCCUGUAUCUGCCAGGCAGGUUAUGUUUACUAUGAUGAGAGAGGCAGGAAAGACCCCGACAGCAACAGCGACCAGGACUGUCGACCUCAGGUGGACGAGCUCUGUGCCCCCGGGCAGGUCCGUCUGGCAGCCACGCGACGCUGCGUCGUCCCCGCGCGCCACGACUGCUCCCCUGCCUGUGGGAGGGAGGGGGGAGAGAUCCACGCAGAGCUGGGCAUAUGUCAGUGCAAGCAGUACAUCUCUGCUGAGGAGCUCUGUGACCAGCUGUGCCUGCUGAGAGCCCCACGCAUCUCCCUGGCAUUUGGCACCCACAGGGAGCUGCUCCUGAGGAUGGGUGAAGGAGAAGUGAGGGAAGUGGCAAAUGUCCUGGGCCCAGAUGAGCACGUGCAGAACAGCCAGAGGGUACAUUUGGUCCUGUUCAGCCCCAGUGGAGUGCUGGGUUUCAUUGUCUCCAGCACAGAUGUUCUGGAUGCAUUUCUCAUGGGAGAUUUCCCAUCAAAUCAGCUGCUGCAGAAAGGUCAUCGAUUCCAGAGGACUUCCUCCAAAGAUCCCCAGGCCUUGCCCCUGGUUCCCAACCCUGUGGUGUGUUUGGAAGCAGGAGACACGAUCCUUUUCCAGCUCAGCAUCGAUUCCCAGGAUCGUGCAUCCAGCCAUUACCCUGUUUAUCAGAAGCAGCAUCUCUAUAACAGCAACCCCAGCUGGGAUUUUGGACCCUUCCGAAGGCUAAACCACCUCAUCCAGGAGACUCACCUCAACCUCUCCUGGUUUGCCCAUGUUUUCCUGGAGUCUGGCACAUAUGUUUUCAGGGAUAACACUGUCCAGGAGCACUUCCUGAUUGUGACUGUGAAUGAAGCCAACGUGAGCUGUGACCCCAGAGCUGUGCCCUUCCAGCCCUCCUCUCUGUUCCAGCUGGCCAGACAUGGGGUUUUGAAGCAACAGGAUCUGAACUUGGCUCCCAACUGGGCUGCUAUCACAGCCCUCCUCUUUGUUCUGGGCUCCCUCACCGUGGUGCUGACAACCCUGGCCAUAGUGUUCCAGCCUGCUGGCCCUGCCAGCAGCCCCCUGAAGGGCUGGAAGCCACGCUGGAGGAGCCUGGGUGAGCCACACAUCCCACCAGAAUAUAUCCUCCUUAAGGACAGCCUUCAGUUUUAUCAGAUGCUUGGUCCUCGAGGCUCUGGAGGAGAUGCUGCUUCUGGGGAGAAAGGAACAGCCCCCAAUGCAGGAGAGCCCUUGGCACGGAGGGUCCUGGAGGAUUUCAGCGCCCGCACCCUCUAUGACAAGCUGGAGGAUCAGAACCUGCACGUGGCAGCUCAGCUGGCAAAGCACAGGAUGGACGUGCUGGGGUUUUACAACGGGAUCAGCCACAGGAUUCAAAGCCUUGUGGACAUGGUGCAAGCGCUGGACCCUGAUGCCCUGAAAAUCUUUGCCAGGCAAAGGAUUUGUGGGCACAAACCUGCAGACAACAGCAGGGCAGCAGAGGGUGAUGAACAGGGUGAUGAACACUGUGGGAACACCUUCCAGCCAGGUUCAUCAGGUGCUCCAUGGCAGGAGGUGAGAGAGUUAAUGAAAGCUCUGGAAGUGCUGCUUGGGAAUGCUCCGUGCAGGAAUGGAGCUGUGAAGGGAGAGCUGGAGCACAAGGUCCAAGCACAGGAUGCAGUGCAGGUUGUGCCCUCCCUGGGCAGCCUGGCCAGUGGCAGGAAAUCAGGAGUGCAAGGCCAGGAUCACGAGCUGCCUCAGCAGUGGGAGCUCUUCAGCAGGAAGGAUGCUUUUUUCAGCUUCCCUGGGCAUGCAGAGCAUGGUUUAGAUCUCCAGUUGCCUUACCUGACUGAGUUGGAGGUAGAGGGCCUGGUAGCAGCUUCCCCCCUUGCCAAGACCCUGUGUGAGAUCAAGCAAGCCUUGGUGAACCUACAGGAACCUUCAGACCCUGAUAAUCCAGACAGCGACCAUCAAACCAGCGUGGGGAGCUCAGCCCUGCUCUGAGCUGCUGGGGCUGCAAACAGGGCUGGAGCUCUGCUGCUGGCAUGGAGAGGAGCUGCCCUGCUCACAGGAUUGAAGGCACAGAAGCAGAAGCAUUUCAUCUCCUGCACAGUAGAAUAGCCACCAGCUCACUUCCUUGAGGAACCUUAGCCCUGGCAAUGGCUGAAGGUGGACUGUGGGGCAGUGUGUGUGUGUCUGAGGACAGAGCUGCUUUACCUGAAAGAUCAGAAUGGAUUCGUAUCUAAUUAAGGAUGUAUUUAGCGAAAUACAUAAUGGGUAAUCCAUAUUCUGUUUGCUUAACCUUGAAAUGCUUUCACACUGCUCUUGGAUUAUCAAUAAUUUGUGGUCUGGAGAAGGAAGCUGAGCCUUCUUGAUGUCACUGAUUUUAGAGUUCUCACUGUUAAGUCAGUGAAGCAGAAAACAUAAGACCACAGGUGGCAUAACCCCCCCAGUUUAUCAGUUUAUUCUGUACAGCUUUUGUGAUCUCUGAUAUGAAGGAUGUUUGUGACUUUUUCAAGUAUUGUAGAGCCACACUUUUAAGCCUUGCCCAUCCAUGUUUUCAGUACACUCAUGCUAAUCUCAGUAAGUUCUACUGGCAGACACCCUCAGGGUCUCUACAGAUGUGAUUUUUCUGAGCAAAGAAGCCAAUUAAAUUAUUCCUGUAGUGGUGACUGCAGGGAUCUGUGCAGCUGCUGGACUCCAGUGCUGGGAGCCUGAAAUUAAACUGCAAACAUCCUUCCUCCCGUUCUGCUUCUGCUGACCUGUCUGUGUGAGAGCAGGAGAGCCUGGCUGUGAGGGGGGCACUGUUUCUGUGCAACAGGAGCAGCAUCACCUGCUCCAUCCUCACAAUAUUCCUCAGCUCUGGGUGAAGUGCAGCAACACAAGGUUUGCUGACUGUGAGCCAGCCCAGCCCCUUGGCAACCCCCCCAGGUGGGAUUGAGCUCCCAGAGCAAAGCCUGCUCUCCUCUCACUGCAAUAUUUACUGACUUGCUUGUGUGUGGAGAGGUUUGUGAGCCUGCUCCUUCCUGGUUCCUCGACACAGACCUGUGUUUGCUCCUUCUGCCUUUGCAUAACCAGGGGGGGUGUGAAGAGAGGGACACUUGGUUGCCCAGGAGGCCAGACAGAAGCUCUCAGGUUUGCUUCCACUGGCAGGUGUGUCUGGUGGACCCAGAGGAGCUGCAGGGGGGGUUUUUUUUUGGCCCUCAUCGACUCAUUUUGCUGGUUCCACGUUUUCUGAGCUCUCUCCCACACACAAAAGGUUUGUUUCAGUUCCUUUGCAGCUUCACCUUGGGAGAAUUUAGGUACUUUACUGACACUUGGGAGGGACUUCCAGAAAAUACAAACACUGCAGAGCACCUGUACGUCACUGUGGUUGCCUGUUGUGGAAUGUAGUAGUGAAAAAAAACCCCUGUUGUUGCUCUCUUCACUGCUUUCUAUUUUAGGUUAUCAGCAGAUAUGCUUAUAACAGUCCUACAUGGAGGUAAGAGCCUGCAGUGCUUGCUGUCUCUGAUAUCCACAGGGAAACGUGGUACCCAGCAGGUGAUAAAGUUAUCUCUGGGAUUUGGGGUUGUAUUUGUAAAAGGCAGAGUGGAAGGCAGUAGUAAAUACAAUUUGUCACAUUUUUAUUGCAGCAGUUUCUCAAUGAAAAUGUUUUGUUUUAAAUAAAAAAGAAAAAAAAGACAUGAUGUGGAAUUCUGCUCAAUGUUUUCUUUA